AUGGAAGAUGAGACGGAAUCUUCCGCUUCCGGAAUCGAAGAUAUAAUCCCUGGCGAAAACCAAAUGGUGGCCAAGAGAGUUACGUAUGAGCUCACUCAUGGAGGUGACAUUGUCGAUGAUGUGGCGGCAAUCCUUUAUGCGGAGGAAAAGGGAAUGCCGGAUGUAGCGGAGUUUAAGCACGAUUUCCUCUGUGCUUAUUGUGUCACAUUCGAGUCAGCCAUGGAAAUUGUGAAGAGUGGUCCGAUAGAACUUCUCACAACCUUCGAUAUCCUUGCUACAAUCACUGAGUAUCCGGCUUGGAAGAAGAUGGAGUCAGGGGAGGCCCAGAAGGAUAGGGCUGCUAUUGCAGAGAUGGCGAUGCAUGUUAUCCAGACGGCGCUGGUUAUGAAAGAUUCCUACCGCGCGGCAUUAUUUGGUCCAGAUGGGAUAUUGGAAAGUACAUAUCAUCGCAUGCAGGAUAUGUAUUUGAAUAUAAUCCUAGGGAUUCGGAAAUAUCCCCAAUCCUAA
Trichophyton rubrum CBS 118892 is the source of this 507-nucleotide messenger RNA. RefSeq lists its product as uncharacterized. The record is from RefSeq and is a predicted model, not a curated record. The transcript has a single exon. Bases 1 to 507 code for a protein of 168 amino acids. Lineage: Eukaryota; Fungi; Ascomycota; Eurotiomycetes; Onygenales; Arthrodermataceae.